Molecule: messenger RNA, 789 nt
Organism: Microdochium trichocladiopsis
Lineage: Eukaryota; Fungi; Ascomycota; Sordariomycetes; Xylariales; Microdochiaceae
Exons: 2
Coding region: 230-703 (157 amino acids)
Source: RefSeq, a predicted model, not a curated record
CCAAGCCACAGGCCCAGGCUGCCGUCGCUUGCACCUCUCUGGCUUGCAUGGCUCCCUGGAUGACCCGAGAUUCCAGGCAUCCAUCUGAUAAACCUCCUUUCCCCCUUGGACCGUGGCCCGGCACCCUCCCCCUGCACCUGCACAUCUCGGCCCUCCGGUGGCCCACUCAGCUCCGGGAUCAACAACCACCACCACCAUACCUCCAAAAGGACACCUCGUCGUCAUCAUCAUGAAUUGUGAGGGUCGACCCAAUAUGUCACCCGCAACGCUUGCUCAUGCCCACCCCCUUCAAGCCAGAGAGACAAGGCAGGCCAUGAUGGCAGGGAUGCCACCACAUUCUUUCCAUGCAGUUCCGUCGCUGUCGUUUGUAAUCGUCGGCGUCAUCGCCGUGCCAGUUGUCCAAACCUCGCUUCCCUCUCUGCUCCUCCCGAGUUUGUCCGUCUUACUCAGGCACCUUUCGGUGCGUUAUAGGGUCCCCCCCCCCCCGGAAAUAGAGAAAAUUACGCAGUAUUCAUCGCCCAUAAUGCAAAAGUCUCGCCCUUGCACCUCGCAGAACCAACAAAGAAAAAAAAACCAAAAAAAGGUUUCAAGGAAUUGGCUCAAACCGGCAGUCUCUAAUCCCCGAGAGCUGCCACCCCACCUUCUCAAAAAUGGAACAAACGUCUCGUGCCUCACCGCAUGCUACUAUGUACUACUCCUAUGAGAUUAAGAGAGAAAUGGGGGGCCACUAAGAUUCAAAAAUUCUUUUUGGGAAAAGGGUCUCUCCCUCUCUCGGGUCAUCUAUCCGUG